Molecule: messenger RNA, 359 nt
Organism: Mesitornis unicolor (brown roatelo)
Lineage: Eukaryota; Metazoa; Chordata; Aves; Mesitornithiformes; Mesitornithidae
Gene: MANF
Product: mesencephalic astrocyte-derived neurotrophic factor
Exons: 3
Biological process (GO): dopaminergic neuron differentiation; neuron projection development
Cellular component (GO): endoplasmic reticulum
Source: RefSeq, a predicted model, not a curated record
UGUGUGUUACAUUCCUGGGAAGGUUCUACCAGAGUCUAAAGGACAACGACGUUGAAUUCACACCUGCCAGUAUUGAAAAGGAGCUCUUGAAAUCCUGCAAAGAAGCAAAGGGCAAAGAGAACCGCCUGUGCUAUUAUGUUGGGGCCACAAGUGAUGCAGCCACCAAAAUCAUUAACGAGGUAUCAAAGCCCAUGAGUCAUCACAUCCCCGUGGAAAAGAUCUGUGAGAAACUAAAGAAGAAGGACAGUCAGAUCUGUGAACUAAAAUACGACAAACAGAUCGAUCUGAGCACCGCCGACCUGCGCAAGCUGCGCGUCAAGGAGCUGCGGCGGAUCCUGGACGACUGGGGCGAGGCGUGC